Messenger RNA from Penicillium olsonii, 519 nucleotides. NCBI's taxonomy places the organism in Eukaryota, Fungi, Ascomycota, Eurotiomycetes, Eurotiales, Aspergillaceae. The record is from the annotation of a GenBank genome assembly.
AUGCGCCCCACGCCUCGCUGGAUCACUGCACUCACUACCCUUCCCGGUACCGACGUUGUCCUCAGCGGUAGCUGGGACGGUUGGAUCCGCGCCUGGCGCAUCUCAGACGAUAAGAAGACAAUCAUUCCACUAGGACCCAUUGGCGCCGGCACUGUCGGAGAUGUCACACCCGACACCCCCUCACAACAACUCAACCAGACCCUUGCACUUGAUGGCACCCCAGGUUUGGGCCAAAAGGAGCCAGAGCCUUUGAUCAAGGGCGUUAUCAACGACAUCGCGGUCUUUGAGCGCCGCCCUGAAUCUGAUUUGCCUGGCGCUGAUGCGAAAACCAAAUUGGCCUGCAAGGAUGAGCCUCGUGGUGUUUCCAUCGUCGCUGCAGUCGGUAAGGAGCAUCGGUUGGCUCGCUGGAAGUGCUUCGAAAACACUUUCUACGAGGGAGCUACUUCUGGGGGCCGCAACGGCGCUGUCGUGUUCGAAGUUCCAUUCAUCACUAAUGAACCUGUGGAGGCUGGUGUAUAA